Cuscuta europaea is the source of this 680-nucleotide messenger RNA. NCBI's taxonomy places the organism in Eukaryota, Viridiplantae, Streptophyta, Magnoliopsida, Solanales, Convolvulaceae. The record is from the annotation of a GenBank genome assembly.
CUAAAAGUUGCCUCAAGGAUUCAAGUCUCACUUGAAACAAUCUACCGUCAGUGAACAAGAUGACAUGGUCAUAGAACCACGCCUGGAUCAUUAUGUCAUCUGCAGGAGCAAGAGAUAUUUGGGAGCUUUUCAGCUCAGUCAGGUAAAAAUAAACUCUCCUUUGAGUCAUUGGGUGGUACUGCCUUCAUUAUAUGUCAUUUAGCGGUGCGUCAUUUUCUGACCCUUCAUCUCAACUUUUGAUCAGCGUUGAGGAGCCAGUGAGCAUUGAAGCUAAUGAUUUAUACGCCCUGCCGUACAAGUCGAUUAAGCCACUUGUUUUCCCAACUGCACUUUUUGUUUGUCAUUUUGCAGGACAGGUUUGGAAGGAGCUGCAUUGGAGUAUUCCUGCUGCAGAAGGAGACACUUUUCUGCAUUGGGUGGACAUGUUUUUUAGCUCCAGGAAGGAGGAAAGCUGCUGCAAUUUCCUGAUUGCUCUCUGGGGAUUUGACAUGCUAGAAACGAGAAAGUUUGGCAGCAAUUCAAAGAAAAAGUUGUUUGUGUAUAUAGAUUUUUUUUUGAACUUUUGUAAACAAUGUAAAUCUCUGUAAAUUCACAAGCUAAACAACAAGACUAUAAGCUAGGUUCAAGAAUUUCACUUGUACUUUGGUGUAAUAUAUAUUAUUGUAUAUAUAAAGAUAAAA